UUUGCUUUGCUCUUACUAUAAAUAGUCAUUACAUACUGCUGCUUCUACUCACCCGUAGCUCUCCUUAAUUCCUUCUAUCUGGCAUUAAUUAAUUUCCAUCUUAUAACUAAAAACAUUGAGAGAGUUUUGUCAAGUUGAUUAGCACAAGGAUUUGCUUACUGAUAAUUAAAUUAGUCUCCAGUAAGUAGAAGAUUUAAUUGAUGGACAAGUUCAACUUUGUGAAAGAUGGAGCAAUAAAGCUUCCACCUGGUUUUCGAUUUCAGCCAACUGAUGAAGAGAUUGUGUUUCAAUAUUUGAUUCGCAAAACAUUUUCUUGCCCUUUGCCAGCUUCUAUUAUUCCUGAAAUCAAUAUUUGCAAGCACGACCCAUGGGAUUUGCCUGGAGAUAUGGAGCAGGAUAGAUAUUUCUUCAGCAACAAGGAAGCUAAAUAUAGGAAUGGUAAUAGAGCGAACAGGGCAACGUUAGGUGGCUAUUGGAAACCAACUGGUUUAGACAAACAAAUAACAUGCUCUAAAAGAAAGCCAAUCCUAGGGAUGAAAAAGACUCUUGUUUUCUAUAAAGGAAAGAGUCAAAAUGCUUCAAGAACCGAUUGGAUUAUGCAUGAAUAUCGCCUUGUUCUCCCCAAAAAUCCACCCUCCAAUUUCAAGAAUCCCUCUCAGAGUUCCUUGGUUCAAAUUGGCAACUGGGUUCUUUGUCAUAUAUUCUUGAAGAAACGAAAUGGAAAAUGUGAUCAAGAAAUUCUUGAGGCUGGUGAUGAAAAUUGUUACAAGGCUAGUGAGCAUGUCCAAAUAGCAAAACCGAUAUUGUAUUAUGAUUUUAUGAGGGGAGAUUUGGCUGCUUCCUCUUGCUCUUCUUCUUUGAGUAAUGAUGAUUCAAGUGAGGUUUCUUCAAGUCCAACUACUCUAGUCGAUCAACAUGAAGAAGCUACUAACCGACCUCUUUGAUGUACUUCCAAUAUCUUCGAUGCAAUAAUAAUAUUUUGUUGUUUUCUUUGAAACAA
Molecule: messenger RNA, 1000 nt
Organism: Lycium ferocissimum
Lineage: Eukaryota; Viridiplantae; Streptophyta; Magnoliopsida; Solanales; Solanaceae
Product: NAC domain-containing protein 83-like
Exons: 3
Coding region: 201-944 (247 amino acids)
Biological process (GO): regulation of DNA-templated transcription
Molecular function (GO): DNA binding
Source: RefSeq, a predicted model, not a curated record